Molecule: messenger RNA, 813 nt
Organism: Acanthosepion pharaonis
Lineage: Eukaryota; Metazoa; Mollusca; Cephalopoda; Sepiida; Sepiidae
Source: the annotation of a GenBank genome assembly
AUGUCAGAUUCUCUCACUACUAAUUUAAAACAAACUGCUGGGACUUCACCAGUUCACCUUCACUCACUCUCUCUCGCAAGCACAACUUCACCUUCACUCUCUCUCUCCCCCUCGCUCGCCUUCACUCUCUCUCCCCCCUCGCUUCUAUCUCUCUCUCUCCCCUCGCUCGCCUUCCUCUCUCUCCCCCCCUCGCUCGCCUUCCUCUCUCUCUCCCCCCUCGCUCGCCUUCCUCUCUCUCCCCCUCCCUCGCCUUCCUCUCUCCCCCUCCCCCUCGCCUUCACUCUCUCUCCCCUCGCUCGCCUUCACUCUCUCCCCCCCCUCCUCCUUCACUCUCUCCCCCCUCCCGCCUUCUCUCUCUCUCCCCUCGCUCGCCUUCACUCUCUCUCUCCCCCUCGCUCGCCUUCCUCUCUCUCUCCCCCCUCCUCGCCUUCACUCUCUCUCUCUCCCCCUCGCUCCUUCACCUCUCUCUCUCCCCCCCCUCGCCUUCCUAUCUCUCUCUCCCCCUCGCUCCUUUUCACUCUCUCUCUCUCCCCCCUCGCUCCGCCUUCCUCUCUCUCUCUCUCCCCCCCCUCUCUUCCUCUCUCUCUCCCCCCCCGCUCACUUCCUUCCUCUCUCUCUCCCCUCGCUCCUUCCUCUCUCUCUCUCCCCCUCGCUCGCCUUCCCCUCUCUCUCUCUCCCCCCCUCUCCUUCCUUCUCUCUCUCUCUCCCCCUCGCUCGCCUUCACUCUCUCUCUCCCCCUCGCUCGCCUCCAGACACACAUUCUGUCAUACUUCUUUCCCCCACCAACCUCUCCAUAAAUAUUUAUCCACGUAA